Molecule: messenger RNA, 1581 nt
Organism: Indicator indicator
Lineage: Eukaryota; Metazoa; Chordata; Aves; Piciformes; Indicatoridae
Gene: GLDN
Product: gliomedin
Exons: 10
Coding region: 1-1581 (526 amino acids)
Biological process (GO): signal transduction
Cellular component (GO): cell surface
Source: RefSeq, a predicted model, not a curated record
AUGGAGGCGGCGGGCGGGCGGGCGCUGCCGUGUCUACUGACCGCCGUGGGGCUGCUCUCGGCGCUCAGCGCCGCCGGGACGCUCUUCUUGCUGGCGCAGUGGCGGGAGCUGGGUGCGGCGCUGCGGGAGCUCGAGGCGACGCGGCCCGCCGCGGCCAACGGCUCCGUGCGGAGCCUGCCGGGUGCCGCCGGUCCCGGCCAACCGACCCCCGCCGCCCGCAGCAAGCGGAGCCGCCGCGUGGAGCGCGCCCGCGGGCACAUCCGCGCCGAGAACGAAGACCUGCUGAUGCUGAUGACCUACUCCAUGGUGCCGGUCCGAGUGAUGGUGGAUUUAUGUAACAGCACAAAAGGGAUAUGCCUAACAGGCCCUCCAGGUCCCCCAGGGCCUCCUGGACUUGAUGGAAUACCUGGCUACAAUGGAUCAGAUGGAGUUCCAGGUACACCGGGACAAAAGGGAGAACCAGGAAUAAACGGAAAAAGAGGAAAAAUAGGCAUGCCAGGUCCAAAAGGUGAUCAAGGACAGAAAGGAGAACCUGGAGAAAUGGGCUUACCUGGCAAGGAUGGUAUGCCAGGAGGAAAAGGUGCAAGAGGAGCAAAGGGUGAAAAGGGAGAUGCAAACAAUGAUGUUGUAUUGGAAGGUGCAAAAGGCGAACCUGGACUGCCAGGGCCCCCUGGACCACCUGGACCCCCAGGGCCUCCAGGAAAACGUAAAGGCAAAGGUAAAGUGCAGCUUCAGGAGAACAUAUACAGCAGCAAAUGCACAGGUGAGACAUGUGCUGUACCAAAUGAUGAUACUCUGGCUGGGAAAGCUGAAGACAGAACUCCUGGUCCUUCAAAAAAAGCUGCAUGUGUCAUAACAUCUGUAGGAAGUCCUGUUCACUUUGUCAGUGUACAGCAGACAUUUGGAACUUGGAUGAGGGAGCCUGCAAAUAUAAGUGAUGAGAGGAUUUGGCUUACCAUGCACUUCUCAGGAAACUCUAUAAAGGAAUAUGAGAAUUCCAAUGCCUUGCUGAAUGACAGCUACAGGAUCAUUAACAUCACAGGAUUCUUUUAUGGAUGUGGUCAUGCAGUACAAAACAAUCACCUCUACUACCAAAAGGGAGGAACCAAUGUCAUUCUGAAACUUGGCCUCGAUAAAGCCUCGCUGGGCACACUGCUAAUUGAAAAUGCCUUGUAUCAUGGCCGCAACUACCUCUUUUCUAACUCAAAGACCUAUUUCAAUAUAGCGGUGGAUGAGAAGGGUCUUUGGAUUAUAUAUGCCUCAAGCACUGAUGAAAAUAUAAUAGUAGCAUGUAUUGAUGAAGAAACAUUCUCAGUCAUUCGGCAUAUCAAUACCACGUAUCCCAAGUCCAAGGCCGGUAACGCAUUCAUAGCCUGUGGCAUUAUGUAUGUAACUGAUACUAAGGAUAUGACAGUAAGUUUUGCUUUUGAUUUACUGAAAGAGAAGCAGAUUGAUGCAAGGUUUGAGUUACGGUCUUCACAAUCUGUUCUUGCUAUGCUUUCAUACAGUCUAAGAGAUAAGAAUUUGUAUACAUGGGAGAACGGGAGCUUAAUGAUAUACCCUGUACAUUUUGGCAGCUGA